Messenger RNA from Ochotona curzoniae (black-lipped pika), 936 nucleotides. Its product is annotated as olfactory receptor 8D4. The coding region runs from base 1 to 936 and encodes 311 amino acids. The record is from RefSeq and is a predicted model, not a curated record. Gene Ontology annotation, cellular component: membrane. NCBI's taxonomy places the organism in Eukaryota, Metazoa, Chordata, Mammalia, Lagomorpha, Ochotonidae. Gene Ontology annotation, biological process: G protein-coupled receptor signaling pathway; sensory perception of smell. Gene Ontology annotation, molecular function: G protein-coupled receptor activity; olfactory receptor activity; odorant binding. The transcript has a single exon.
AUGGAUGUAAUGAACUAUUCCACAGUGACCGAGUUUCUUCUUUCAGGACUCACUGAGCAGCCAGAGCUUCAACUGCCCCUUUUCUAUCUCUUUCUAGGGAUUUAUGUGGCUACUACAGUGGGAAACCUGGGCAUGGUUGCCAUUAUUAGGUGGAACUCUCAACUCCACACACCCAUGUACUAUCUUCUCAGUAGUUUGUCUCUUUUAGAUUUCUGCUAUUCUUCUGUUAUUACUCCCAAAAUGCUGGCUGGGUUUUUAUAUGGAGAUAGGGUCAUCUCCUUCUCUGGAUGCAUGGCUCAGCUGUUUUGCUUCUGCAUUUUUGUCAUUUCUGAGUGCUACAUGCUGGCAGCCAUGGCCUACGAUCGCUACGUCGCCAUCUGCCACCCACUGCUCUACCACAGCAUCAUGUCCCUGCGGACCUGCUGUCUGCUGGUGGCUGCUGUCUUCUCAGUAGGUUUCACAGAUGCUAUGAUUCAUGGUGGCUGUAUAUUAAGAUUGUCUUUCUGUGGGUCAAACAUCAUUAAACAUUACUUCUGUGACAUUGUUCCCCUUAUUAAACUGUCUUGUUCCAGCACUAAUAUUGAUGAACUUCUGAUUUUUGUCAUCGGUGGGUUUAACAUGGUGGCGACUAGCCUGACAAUCAUCAUUUCUUAUGCUUUUAUCCUCAACAGCAUUGUCCGCAUCCGCUCCAAAGAGGGCAGGUCCAAAGCCUUUAGCACCUGCAGCUCGCACUUGAUGGCUGUUCUUAUAUUUUACGGGUCUCUCAUGUCCAUGUAUCUCAAACCUGCUUCCAGAAGUUCAGUAGUCCAGGAGAAGGUGUCUUCCGUGUUUUAUACCACUGUAAUCCCCAUGCUGAAUCCACUCAUUUAUAGUCUGAGGAAUCAGGAGGUCAAAAAUGCACUCAUGAAACUAUUAAGGAGAAAAAUCGCUUCAUAA